This is a messenger RNA of Talaromyces stipitatus ATCC 10500, 1314 nucleotides long. RefSeq lists its product as uncharacterized. The record is from RefSeq and is a predicted model, not a curated record. The transcript has 2 exons. The coding region runs from base 1 to 1314 and encodes 437 amino acids. NCBI's taxonomy places the organism in Eukaryota, Fungi, Ascomycota, Eurotiomycetes, Eurotiales, Trichocomaceae. Gene Ontology annotation, biological process: protein N-linked glycosylation. Gene Ontology annotation, molecular function: alpha-(1->6)-fucosyltransferase activity.
AUGGUCCGUCCAUAUUCCAGCUGGCAUGGAAUUUCCGUUAUCUCCGCCACAGAUCGGACAACUAUGUUCUCAAUGCCUUCAGAUACUACCGACAGCCAGUCGGUUAGACAGUCAACAGGGUUACUGUCUACUGAACAGGCAUUUAUUCAGAAAACGUCAAAGAUAUAUUGCCAUAGCAGUCUCACAUUCGUUAUGCAGUCCGAGGAUGCAGGUCUGGGUACCACUCUGAUGAACUUGUGGAUAAGCUACGGGCUUGCACAAAAACAAGGACGCAGCUUUUUCAUUGACGAUACCAAUUGGGCUUAUGGUAGAUUCUCGAAAUAUUUCAGACCGCCUCCAAAGCCGACUUGUCGCCAACCUCCCCCAAAAUUGAGACUUCCUUGUCCCCUUCAAGCACGACAUCUCAUUGUGUCUUCCUCCAAUGCACACUGGAUUUUUGGUGAUAGCUUCAAGGAGUAUUUCAAAAGUCCUUUUGCCGUGAGUGAAACCCGGCAGAGGGAGAUAUUCGAUAUGGCUCGUAGUGGCUAUGGUGCCCUUUUCAACCUCAUCGGGGAUGAUGCUUCUUAUCUCCAGCGACGUAUCCAAGGACUGAACAGAGAUGUACGGUCUAAAGGUGGUGUCGCGAUUGGCAUCCACGUUCGCCACGGCGACUCGCAUCCUCUUGAUCCUCAAUAUAAAGACUCCUAUAUCCCUCUUGAUAGGUACGCGAAGCGAGUCAGCACAGUCUUCCAUGCUCACCUACAGCAAGCGCGUGGGGAUACCGCAUUGUCCCAGUCAAUGGCACAACAUUCGAAGGUCAUGUUAGCAUCAGAUGAUCCGGAAGUAUAUACUUCCUUCGAGCUGGGCGGAGCAGAGAGAGCUCAAAGUUACAUUGCUUUGGCAAACAAGGCAGCGCUGGAUGCUGCGACUGACAAGUCCCAGGGGAGUCUCUUGAACGAGAAUGUCGGCUGGGAAGGCGGUUUCUAUCAGGAUAUGUUUUGGUCUCUCGGUGUUGAAGCAAGUGACUAUUCUGAACUUGGGGGUCCAUUUCCGUCCAACCAGGGACCAACUAAGCCGAAGACAUUGAGUGUUGAAAGCGUUGCCGAACAGCGUCGCCUGCGCCCUUCUGAGGAGUCGCUGAAGCUUCGGGAAUGGGUUGGUCGUGCAUACCUCCUUGACUUGGCAGUUUUGGGUCAAAGUGACCGAGUUAUAUGUGGUGUGAGUAGUGCAUCAUGCCGGCUUCUAGCUGUGAUGAUGGGCUGGAAUAAAGCCAUCAGACAUAAGUCAUGGCAAAACAUUGACGGGAACUGGCACUGGUCGUUUAUCGUGCCUUAG